This is a messenger RNA of Syngnathus typhle (broad-nosed pipefish), 3391 nucleotides long. RefSeq names its product sestrin 4 (gene sesn4). Lineage: Eukaryota; Metazoa; Chordata; Actinopteri; Syngnathiformes; Syngnathidae. The coding region runs from base 19 to 1530 and encodes 503 amino acids. Gene Ontology annotation, biological process: cellular response to L-leucine; regulation of response to reactive oxygen species; cellular response to leucine starvation. The record is from RefSeq and is a predicted model, not a curated record. Gene Ontology annotation, cellular component: nucleus. The transcript is spliced from 9 exons. Gene Ontology annotation, molecular function: L-leucine binding; oxidoreductase activity, acting on peroxide as acceptor.
UCGUAGCUGUCAGUUCGCAUGCUGGCAGCUUUUGCCUGGACUCAGUCGUCACUCGUCUACCGGGGCAGAACGCCGUACGCGGCCUCCGGUGCUCCGCUUCUCCGGUCUUCCACCUCCUCCUUCGCCUUUUGUUACAAGCAGCACCCGGCGGGGGACCCACCAGACAACCGCGUUCAUGUAAUUAGCACACUGGGCUGGAAAAUGAUCAUCUGUACGAAUAAAAUGGAGUACCCGCUCAGAAGCCAGUACCAGAGAGUCCAGAAACAGGCGAUGGUGAGCAAGGAGAAGGAGCGCGCGUCUCUGGUGCUGAUGAAGACGGCGGCGGGCCGCGGCAGCCUGGACGCCGUAUCGCAGCAGAUGGCCUCGCACCCACAGUAUUUGGAAAGCUUCCUGCGAGCGCAGCACUACAUCUUGCACAUGGACGGACCUCUGCCGUUGCCCUGCCGCCAUUACAUCGCCAUCAUGGCAGCGGCACGCCACCACUGCAAUUACCUGGUCUACCUGCAUUCGGCCCAGUUCCUGAGGCUGGGUGGUGACCCCCUGUGGCUGCAGGGCUUGGAGGCGGCACCCUCGCGUCUGCGCCUGCUCGACCACAUCAACAAGGUGCUGGCUCACCAGCCCUGGCUGGCUGCCUGCUCGGACAUCAAGACGCUGCUGAAGUGCGGCGAACCGUGCUGGUCUCUGGCCGAGCUGGUUCAAGCCGUUGUGAUUCUGGCCCACUGCCACUCUCUAUGCAGCUUUGUGUUCGGUUCCAACGCUGCUGACUGGGGCCACCCGGCGCCCCCGAGCAAGUCUCCCAAUGGCACGCCGCCUACCUUCUGCGCCUUUGACGUCACUAACGGCAACCCCAACGGGCCUCAGUCAAUCGACAACGUCGCCGAACAAAUAACACGACGCUGGUCUGUGGACUCGGGUGGUGACCUGUUGAAUCUGAAGGACAAGAGCCAUAAAGCUCAUGAAGAGCGAGACAAGCGAGAAGAGCGUCUGCUGAACAACCAAGCCGAUGUUGAAGAAGAAGACGAGAUAAUGUACUUCGCCGACCCGUCUCGCUUCGUCACAGAGCCCGAUUUCGAUUACAAGGAAUUUGCCCGCAGAGACGAGGACCUUUUCCAAGUAUUUCGAGUUCAGGACUACUCAUGGGAGGACCACGGCUUCUCGCUGGUCAACCGCUUGUACUCUGACAUCGGCCACCUUCUGGACGAGCGCUUCCGAAAUGUCACCUCCGUGUCGUCCCCGCACGGCCCCGAACUGAAGAGGGCCGUCUGGAACUACAUCCACUGUAUCUUGGGAAUUCGGUACGACGAUUACGACUACGGGGAAGUGGACCGGCUCCUGAAGCGAGAUCUGAAGGUGUACAUCAAGGCCGUCACGUGUUUCCCCGACCCUAGCAAAAGUCCGGCGUCUCCACUUGGCUGGGCUUCUCUUAAAACAUCUGAGCGGAUCCACAUGAAUUUACUCAUCAUGGAGGCGCGUCUGCAAGCGGAGCUCCUUUACGCCCUGAGAGCCAUCACUCAGUACAUGAUCGCCUGAGAGCCUCUCGCAAGCGCACGCUUCUUUUUUUCUUCCUUCUCCAUCGAGGUACACCCGCUUGACGUGUCGACGUCUAAAUUAGGAAGAGCGCAUGUGUGCCCCAAAGAUGUGCCACACCGUCUCUCCCCAUGUGCAAUCCUGAAAAGACUUCAGACAGAACUCACAAAAUAGUAUUCAGCUUUUGGGUGACAAUUCACAUCAACUUUUACAGGUCAACUUCAUUUGACCUCCUGUAAACUCCUGAAUACAAUUAAUUGCCGACGUGGCCAGAAUUUCUUCUUGAUCAAAUACUUUUUGUGUGUUCAACUCUUUACUGUCAUGCAAAAAGUAGUGAAAUAAUGAACAGUUGUGCAUUCAAAAAUUGACAGAAGGUCGAAUUGAAUUCACACAAAAAGGCUCUUGAGCAUUUUAGACUCAUCUUGAAUUGAAGCCCAAUCUCUCCAGCUUUUUGUGCUUAGUACUGUAAGUAUUUAUACUGUUCCGUCAUGAACACUCUCCUUAUAAUAGUAGUUGUGUAGUUUUGUUGAAUGUUCUCCAAGGACAAUCCUCAUUCAGUAUUGUUUGAAGGACCCUUUUGGAUCUCCUGAGCUGUUUGUUCAAAAUAAUAAACCCAACAACCUUAGUUUCUUUUUAAACAAGCACUUUUAAAAAAUAAAAAUAAAGUAUAUAUAUAUAUUUAUAAUGCGAGGAAGCAAGCGAAAGACAGACGUGACGUGGGAUUUUUUUUAUUCGUAGACCUGCUGAAAAACGUUUGUGACUGACUGAAAACAUAAAAAACUUUGAGUAAGUUUGUACGUGAGCGCUUUGUGGUACAAACACACACACACAAAAAGAAGGUGUUGAGCCAUCGACAAAAUGAUUGUUUUUGUUUUCCUUGCUCAUUGAACAAAAUGGAUGUUUUUGUGCUUUAUGGAAAGAAAAUGCACGGUACCGUUUGGCAAACAGAACGAGACGCAAACAUGUUUUUUGAAGGAUUUGUGGGGGAAUUUGACAGCUUUUGUACACUGUUGUUGUUGUUGUUGUUGUUAUUGUGCUAUGAUUAGAAUUAGAACAUUUGACGAAGCACAAGUGCUUUUCAAAUUUAGGUCCCCAAAAAGUCGUUUGCAAAAAAAGCGCAUACCCAUGCCAAUGAAUCACUGACAUGCCUAAAUAGACGUGUAUGCAUGUGUGUGUAUAUAUAUAUAUAUACAUAUGAGUGUAUGUAUAGAACACACACACACACAUACACACGCAAAAUUUGUUUUUGCGAAGAUCAUGACCUUUUUCUUUGAAAAGAAAUGGGAAAAUAUUUUACAAAGUUGGUAAGGUUAGCAUUGUAUUCCGAGAAUAUACCUUUCUUUAACAUGCCUCAUCUCAUAAAAAAAAAAUUCCGCAAUCACCAACUUUUGAACUUUUCUGUCAUUUCUGGGCUGGAUAUACAUGAUAACUGGGAGUAUAAUUUCAAGAGGCUCCUUGGAAAAACUUCUCCGCUGGACUCAAAAGGUUUUCCAAAAUUUUCCCGUGGCAGUUGGAUGACAAAUAUGAAAGCAACGAAAGCACAGUUAGUCACCUUUAGGAUGGAAGCAGAGAGCUUGUGAUGAUCCCUGUCGCCUGCAGCGGCAUCGGAAACAAAAACAAAAGACCAGGGAAAAGAAUCCUCCAACUGACUUGAAGCAUUUGUUUCUUUUUUGUUUCCUCUUUGGAAACGACACCUGCAAAAACCCUGGAAACAAGGCAAAACGAACCUUUGACCCACACGGAUCUUGCAACCACACCAACCUGAACAAGACAUCAUUAUGGACACAAACGGAGCGACAUGAAAAAAAAAGAUGCAAAUAUAUGUGUUCCUUUCUAUAAAGAUGCUUUAUGAAAGAAAACAAAA